Molecule: messenger RNA, 4795 nt
Organism: Branchiostoma floridae (Florida lancelet)
Lineage: Eukaryota; Metazoa; Chordata; Leptocardii; Amphioxiformes; Branchiostomatidae
Product: PHD and RING finger domain-containing protein 1-like
Exons: 5
Coding region: 1-3705 (1234 amino acids)
Source: RefSeq, a predicted model, not a curated record
AUGGGUGAGCUGGCGUCCUCUCCGACCCACGCAACCGCCGACGCGACCCUGGACAUCCUUGGAUCCAUCUUUGCCGAGCAGGAGUUGCUACACGUGCCCAGCAGUGAUGUCAGGAUCAACAGGGACGGGACUCUCUCCUACGGCAGGACAGACACAAAUGGUACUGCCACCACCAGCACCAACAGGGGGACUGUUCGGGCUGCACCCAGGGGGGAGCACAGACCCAACAGGGCGACUAACGGUGUCCCAUCGAACCAGUCAGCCCUUGGAUCUCCCCCGGAGUCUCAGGGUUCGGCGGGAACGUCGUCCUCAGGCCACAACAACCAAGGUUCCCAGCAAGGAGGCACAGCCUUUACUACAUCACCCAUCACUUCUGGGUCUUCAACUGCAACCUCUGGGUCAUCUCAGGAUGGGCAGCACCCAUGGGGACCACUUGGUAACCAAGGAGCCACCUCCCUAACAACUGGUUGUCUUGGCAACGAGCCAAAUAGUAACACCAGUGAUGAUGAAAAGGAGGAAGGGCCUUCAAAAAGAAAAUCUGAGAGCAUGGACUCUUUUAAGCCCCAACAGGAUUCGAAAGACGAAUCAAACAGUUCAGCAGAGGAAAGCAGUAGUAGGCUCUUCACACACUCACAAAGACAGUGGAAACCCAUACAGAUAAACAUCAAGUCAUCGUUGCCACACACAGAUACGAGUCCAGUACAGGGCUCCGUUACAACUGACCUGCCUGACAGAGAGGAGCCACAGGAGGGUGCUGCCGGGAUGGAGGACAAGCUGAACACAUCCUCACACAGCUCUGGUGCUGAGGAGGAGUACAAUCCCUUCUCCCCUACGGCCUCCCCUGAUCACGGAGAGGAGGGUAGCGGGUCGGUGGAGUACAACCCCUUCAGUCCGACACCCGAGGAGGAGGAUGAAGAACAGUCGAACCCGUCUCCCGAGUCAGAAACAAACAACAAUGACCUCGCUGGUACGUCUAAGGAACCCUGGGAGGUGGAGGACAGCAAUGACAUGGCUGACAUGGGUGGCUUGGAUUUAGAACCAGCGGGGAUGGACAGCCCUGGGGUAGACAGCUUGCACAUCGAUCUGGACAACUUGUCUACACAGAUGGACAGAGAAGAGACAGAAGAGGAGGAUGACACCACCGUUGCAGAGGGGAGCAGGGCGGAGGGGAUGACUGAAGAUGAGAGCAUCGAGGACUUCCAAUUCGAGGAGGAGCUGGAUGAGUUUCCCCUGCAAAAAAGUCCUGAGACGUUUGCAAUGUCUGCUAGCCCUGUAGCCAUGGAGACUUUCGAUACUGCAGCUGUAGAAACUCCCAAUAUUGAACCAACACAGCAGGUGGAGAGUAAAAAGUCUUCCAACACAUCCAAAUCCAGCAAAGCAGUAUUAGACAUGUUUUCAGGCCUGUCUCCAAACAAGGAACGGUCAGAAGGUAGCGCUGAUGUAAACCAAGAGAAGCCAGCAGAGGCGGAUUCCAAAAGGGAGGCACUGUAUGAGGAUGUUCUGGUGCUAGACUCGGGGGAUGUGAACUCUGGCUUGGAGCUGCAUGAUGUAGAAAAUGUAGAGAACGAGGCAGAGGAAAGACAAUCUCAGCCUGUGGAAAGAAGAAGUGGAGAUAAAGGUGAUUCAGCACCUGCAGAGGUUAAGACAGAAGCAGCUACAGAAGGUGACAAGAAUGUGUCUUACUUCACAUCUCGUGUGACGCAUGCUGAGAGGCCGACAAGCCAAGAAGGAUGGGAUUCUUCUGAUGAAGACACACUAGACAUAAGACCACUGCCAAACAUCAUGGACCUACCCAAGAUUCCCAAGAUACGACAGACAGUAACUACAAGCCGUGAAAAAGAGAAGGCAAAAGACAAGUCUUCAUCGUAUAAGGGGAAGAAAAGAAGAAGAGACUCAACAGUAGAAGGGCACCAAAAAGAACGCACAAAAGAGAAGAAAAGGGAUAGGGAGAAGAGAAAAGACACCGGGGAACAGGCAAAGAAGCGUAAAUCAGAUGCUGAGGAAGAUGUGUCGGUGAGUAACAGUAGUCGUAGGAAAAGGAUGAAGGCAAAGCGCUCAAGCUCUCGCCGGCAGUCCAGAGAACGAGAGAAAAGAAGAGAUGAAAGCCUCAGGGUAGACAGGUCUAGCUCUCUCGAGCAGGAGGGUGAGGGAAGGGCAGACAGAUCACACAGAAGUUACAGGAGACAUCGACAGGAUAGCUCCAGCUCUGUAAUAACUAUUUCCAGUGGAGAGGAAAAUUCCCCAGAAAGAACACGUAGGUCAAAAUCCAAGGACAGGUCUCGGAUACGCAGUCAGCAUUCUUCUGCUCCAUCCUCAAAGAGUAAAGGCAAGGAAGACAGAGAAAGGAGAAAGUACCACAAGGAAGGUAGAAGAGAAAAGAAUGAUAGUGAUAAGUCUGACUGGUCCAGGGGAUCGUCCAGAGAUAGAAAGAAGGAGGAAAAGAAGAGGGAGAGAAAACAUGAGGAUGGUGAUAGAAGAUCAAAGGAGCGUAACAGCGGAAAAGGGAGGGAGCAGAGAAGAUCUAAGGAAGGCUCUCCUCAAGAGUACAAAAAACCCAAGGAAAAGUCUCCAGAAUACAAAAGGGAGGAAAGGCUGAGUGAACCUCCAAAAUCAGACAGUAGGACAUUGGCAGAAAAGAUUGCAGAGAAAAAUGAGAAGCUGUACAAUUACGGCGACCAUGACUACAGGAAAGCCAAAGACGAUCAGAAGAAGGAGAAAGUUGAAAAGGUGAAGUCGGGAACGCUAAUGGAGGAACUCAGAAAAGUAGGCAAGCCCCGUCUACAGUCUACCGUUCGAAAAGUCUCCAACGCGGAACAAGACGAUGAUGUCCUUCCAUUCUCCAGUUUCCUGUCUCCAGGUGGUCUGGACAGGGACCACCGGUCCCGUGUGGAGAGAGAGGGACCUCGGACACCAGAGUACUCCAAACAGAAAAAUGGAGACCAGUCACAGCCGGGCAGUAAGGAUGAAGACAGCGAUGAAGGUGACUCUGCUACGCUGUCUAGAUUCUUGGUUCCGGGAGGAAUGGACAAGGAUCACCGAGGGGUGGACCAGGGGCAACUGUCCAACAGUAACAGCAGCUCGAGAGACGACCCUCGUGAGGAGAAGUUGUCGAGAGCCAGCGGAGAGAGGAGCAACCUUCCUGUGCUGGAGCCCCUCAGGCCGCCAGAGAUCAAACCACAGCUGACGCUUCCCCAGUCCCUCCUCACCGUGCUGGGGGUCCUGACAGCACAGAAGCCAAACGCAGGCGUCCCUUCUGGCCCAGCCACGACAGGCACGGGUGGGGGGCAGCACACCGUGACGAUCGAGGCCACGUCUCCGGAAGACGUGGAGAUGAGGGAUGUGGAGGAGUCUGGGAGGGAUGACAUGGAUGAAAACAUCGAGUCAUCAGCUGUGGAGAUGGACAUCAAGGAAAAGCAGAUGUUGGAGAAGCUGAACCGUCAGGAGCGUGUGGCCGAGGAGGUCAAGCUCGCCCUCAAGCCGUUCUACCAGGCCAAGAAGGUGAACAAAGAGCAGUACAAGGAGAUCCUGAAGAAAUCAGUUGUACAGGUCUGUCACACAAAAACUGGCAAGAUUGAUCCGGUGAAGAUUCGCCGGCUGGUGCGUCAGUAUGUGGAAAAAUACCGCGCGAUGGAGAAGUACCUUGCCAAAAAGAAGGGUUCGAGUUCCAGUCAGUCGGUACCCUGGUAUAGGCAAGGCAGGAAGUGAUCUGCUGGUGAACUCUGACCCUUACAAAGACUUACAUUGAUGAUUACAAGGUCCUUUUUUGCCUCCUACAAAGUCACUUGGACCACUGAGACACGUUGAGAGAUUCUGGCACAAAUAUGUACAUAGACACAGCCGACACUGAUCGUGUGCCAAUACCGAAUCCUAGGACUCAUAUCCCUGAAAAAGUGAACUUUCUGUACAGCACACCGUUGGAUUACUUUCCAACAUACAUUGCAGAAGGAGUCUUUAUUCUACAUCAUGUGGCAUCAGUGUUCUGUUUCAAUACUUUUUUCUAGAGUGAAUCAGUGUUACCCAUGCAUAGCUGAUUAGAAAAUAGCAUUGUAGUUUUUUUUAGAGCAAGUGUAAAGUCUUUUGAGAUACAGUACAUAAUAUUGCAUUGUCUACACACCGUUAUCUUGAUGUACAAGAAAGUUACAAAAAUUUAAAGCGUGGGGGGAAAGAGCUGGGGACGAGACUGGGGAAGUUUUGUUUGAAGGGUUUGCUCAAACACUUGGAAUCCACCCAACUGAAGAACAGUGCAACAGUUUGAAUGGGAGCUGCUACUGACGAUCUGUAAACAGGUCAUUAUGGAGUAAAUUAUUAGAGUCAGUGAAUUUUCUCUUUGGAACAACUUGUUGCUAACUUUAGAGCGUCACACCAAGAGAAUGUAGACAUACAACACUCCAUUAUAUACUGAUAACCACUGAAUUUAGGAGGCAACAAUGAUUGUAAUGCCUGUUUAAAACUGUAAAUCUUGUUACAUAGCAUUGUUCAAGUUCUUUCAAUGAAUUCUGCUGAAUGAAACUUGAACAACACAGAAAUACAGUAUAGAUUACCAUUUUCCCCUGCCCGAAACUGUGAUCUGUCAUUAUUGCAGUGCGGAAGGAGUGAAGUCGAGGAAAUUCUAAUCAUGACAGUCUUCAUCACCAAGCAGGAAAUUUUUAACAGUAUAGAAUACACAGAAAUAAAGUGUGUAUGCACUUGCUGACAGAAAUGUUAGAAAUGGAUUGAAGAAUACUGCAGAAUGUAGAGGCAUUAAACUUGGAAUGUACGUUUGUAUUGAUUUCAGCAUUCUACUAUAAACUAUCUU